Hepatospora eriocheir is the source of this 906-nucleotide messenger RNA. The record is from the annotation of a GenBank genome assembly. NCBI's taxonomy places the organism in Eukaryota, Fungi, Microsporidia, Hepatosporidae.
AUGACAAUUGGAAUGAAACAUUUAAAAUUAAUAAGAAAAGUUGGUAAAGGAGCAUUUGGUUCAAUAUUUAUAGCAAAAGAUGUCAAGAAUAAUAGAAGAGUAGCAUGUAAAAUUGAAACUAAAGUCACCUCUAGACAAUUACUACAUGAAUACAAUAUAUACAUCCUAGUUCAGACAACAGAUAAUGAACGUAAUCCAGCAAUAAUGCCAAAAAUAUAUGAAUUUGGAAGAAUUCAAAUUAAUAAUGAUUUUCUCAAUUGUAUGGUUAUGGAGUUAUUAGGAGUGAGCCUUGAGAAAAAGUUUAAUAAUUUAAAAAGAAGGUUUUCUGAUGCAACUAUUUUAAUGAUUGGUAUUCGAUGUAUUGAACAAAUAAAAAUGCUCCAUUCAAGAAAUUUUCUUCAUAGGGAUAUUAAACCAGAAAAUUUUAUGUUAAAUAGAAAUGAAGACAGUAUAUACAUUAUUGAUUUAGGACUUGGUAAGAAGUUUUGGGAUUCACUUCAUAAUAGACACAUUUCAUUUAGAAAUGAUAAGAAUUUAACAGGUACAGCUAGGUAUGCAUCAGUAAAUACAGCAGCUGGAUGUGAACAAGGAAGGAGAGAUGAUUUAGAAUCAUUAGGAUAUAUGUUGAUAUACUUUUGGAAAGGUAGAUUACCAUGGCAGGGAAUAAAAGCAGAAACAAGGAAAGAAAAAUAUGAAAAGAUUUUUAAAAUAAAAUCGGAAAUUAAAAUAAAAGAAUUAUGUGAAGAAUGUCCUAAUGAAAUGGUUAAAUACAUGGAAGCAGUAAGAAUGUUAAAAUUCACCGACUAUCCAAACUAUGAUGGUUACAUAAGGUUAUUUAAAGAAGCUUUAAAAAGAAUGGGUUUUGAAGAUCACACAAAAUAUGAGUGGUUAGAAGAAGAGAAAUAA